Messenger RNA from Hippocampus zosterae (dwarf seahorse), 3429 nucleotides. Its product is annotated as centrosomal protein of 95 kDa-like. NCBI's taxonomy places the organism in Eukaryota, Metazoa, Chordata, Actinopteri, Syngnathiformes, Syngnathidae. The record is from RefSeq and is a predicted model, not a curated record. Gene Ontology annotation, cellular component: spindle pole; centrosome. The transcript is spliced from 21 exons. The coding region runs from base 158 to 2824 and encodes 888 amino acids.
AAAGACAGUUCCUUCUUUCUCAUGUUGAUCACCACACUACUAACACACCGACGGAUCUAUAUUGUCCGCUGUGGAGUUUCCGUUCGACCAACGCAAACCUCUCCGCAGAAAUUGCUUCGCUUUUGAACCACAUCUGCCUCUCUUCAACAGCUGUUUCAUGGGCUCUCCGGAGGAAGAGAGAGACUGGGUAGAUGUGGCAAAUGAGCUGCUCGUCAAGUGUCGCAUUCAACAGAAGCUGACUAAACUCACAGACUGUGACGCCCAUGUGUUCAUUAGUCUCUAUGAGAACAUCCUGAGAGAGAAGGUUCCAGAUUAUAUUGCAUCGCCACGGAGCCAGGAGGAUGACGUCCAUAAUGUUCAGUGUGUGAUUGACUCGCUGUCGCUGGAUUAUCUUCAGAUCAGUCUCUCGCAUAUCACAGGAGAAAAUGUCAUCCGGGGAGACAAAGAAUCAAUCAAGAAUCUUUUGGAUAUAUUUGAUGGUCUCUUAGAAUAUCUCAGCGAGGAGAUAAGUGAGGACUCGCAGAAUGAUGGAUCAUCAAAUAGUGGUCUCCAAGCGGCAGGUCUUGGUAAAAGCGAGGCGCCAACAACCAGCAAUGCCAUCAAGCAGAUGGACACAAAAAUGGACGAAGGGCAUUUGUCGUCUGAUUGUGGAGCGUCCACUAUGCACUCGAGUAUGAAUUCCCAACAUUCCAUCAACAGUGAGCAGCCUGGAUCGCUCAGUGAGGUCAUCGGGCUCGGGGUUUCAGCACGCACAUUCACAGAUCAAAAAGAAGCCUUUGACUCAACAGAAUCAACUGUCCAGCCGUUAACUUCGGAUGCAGUUGCCACCUCUGGUCCCGCAGAGGAUCUGGUUGCACGACUUUCUGUACUGCCGCACAGCGCCAUUGCACUACAGCCACCCACCCAGAGCGAUUCCCCCCACCACACCGACACAGACACGAACUCCAUCGACCGAGACCCAAAUGGCGCUUGCUGUGUCGAAGAGCAACACGACCCUGCCAUCAUCCAGGGAAGGACCUCCAGCACUGAAGCAGAGAGGCCCGUCUGCAACGGCCUGCACUCUCCGGCCGUGAGCGAAAUGGAUUCAGCCAGCCAGCAAAGGGCCGAAGUUUUGGGAGAGACACUGCAGCCCACCAAGGGAGGCCCCAGGAAGGUUUUAUUCCACACGCAACCAGAUGUCCUCCUCCUAACGCUCCAGGAUGAGGCGUCGGCCGCCACCCCGAUUCUGCCAGACACGGAAGUAGUGAAGCAAGAAGAGCAAGAGGAAGACCUGUGUCCUACGACGAGACCACAGGGGGGAAGCCUCCACGAUGAGAAGGAUCUCGGCAGCCGGUCGGAAGACGACGAGGAAGUGGAAGAGGUGGAGGACCCCAAGGAGACUCAUUCUCACUGCAGGAAGAGAAACAGGCGAGCAGAAAAAGAACUGCAUCACAUUUCUGAGAAACUCACCCACCGAAUUGAUGAACUGGAUCAGAUGCUGAAACGACUUUUGGGCAACAGGGAAGAGCUUGGAGCUUUUGGAGAUAAGGAAGAAGAGUUUGACCUCACUACCGACAUUGAGGCGCGUAAUCGGACCUCCAGACUACACACUGGAACACCCGAACCCAAAUCAGCCCAUAAGAACUUCUCAUCUUUUUCCUUGCCCGCACGAGGUCAUCACUCUGUGCUGGAGCACUCAAAGGAUGACGACGAAGACGAGGCCGUGAGCCUCUGUGGCGAUGGCCAACACGCAAACAUCCCGACCCGUCCUCUGAUGUGGCAAAGUGAGCCGCCGCGCCGUACUAAACACAAAAAGACUGUGGUGAAUCAAGCUUACGAGGCGGAAUUGAUGAAAUUAGAAGGGAAAAAACGAGUUGAUCUUGACAAGGAACGGCACGAAGCUCAGGAGGCUGAGCGAGAGUACAGACAGGCCAUACUCAAUGACUUUCCCAAGGCGCCCACAACGAUUCCAUGGACAAACAAGUCCCAGCCGAAGAUCCACACACAAAGCGCCUCAGGGCGACUACGAACACCCAAGAAAACUCCACCACUUAAAAUGAAGGAGAACGAGCUCCUGCCCGUGCUACUGGAGGAGCUGCCAUUCCUGCAUAUCUCCUCGCAAGACCUGGGCCGCAUGUGGCAGCAGCAGAAGCAGCAGGUGGAGCGAAUCCGUGCCCAAGCUGUCGCUCAGAAGCAGCGGCGCAGCCGAUUCUCCCAAGAGUUUGAAGAAGCUCAGAGGAAGCACGACCUGCUGGCGGGAAUGGUCCGCAAACAGCAGGAGCACAGCAGACGUCUGAGAGACUUUAAAGAGCACAGCCAGCAGCAGAAGUCCACCCAGAGCCGACUGAGAGAACAGCGGCAGCAGAUUGCUCGGGCCAGGAAGUACUACCACGACUACCACGUCCAGCAUCGGGCUCGCCUCAUGAAGGCUCGCAUCAAUGAGGAAAAGAUGUUUCGGCAACUCUUUGAAGAGGGUUUGGAGGUGCAGAAAGCCUGCCUGAGGGAGCAGAGAGCCUUCGCCACGGAGCAAAGGCUUGAGCACCAGAAACGACAACAGGACCAUAUCGAGUCAAUGGAGAACUACUACAAAGAUCAAUUUUCACUGCUGGCUGAGAAACUUGCACAAGAGCGGCAGGAGAUCCAGAUUCGUAAAAAAGCUCAAGAGAAGGUGCUGCUCAAGAUGAAGCGCGAGCUACGUUCCAAGAUGGAGCGUGAGAUCGGCGAGCUGCAGAAGAUCAUCAUCCAGAAUGACCAGGACGACCACUUCCAAGAACUGGAGGUCCAGAGGUUACGCAAUCGAGUCCGCAUGGCUUCUUUCCAUUGCCGCAACAGCUGUCUGCACUGACCUUUGGCAUGGCUGGAGGGAUGAACCCAGAGGCUCAUCCUGACUGUCGCUCAUAUUUGCACAUGAGCAGCACGCUUCCGCAAAACUUGAUGGGGUACGAAAGGAGGAACCGACAUUUGAUGAACUGAAAGCAGUCCGACAAAUUGUAACCAACUGUUCCUUCACUGUGACCUUCUCUUGUAGCUGGUUAACUGUACAAAUGUUCCGUCUUUUGCCAAAUGACCACAACACUGAGUUUUAACUUCCUUUUACUAUGCUAUUAAGUCUUCCUUUAAUGAUCGGUGGUUUAUUUAUUUUUUUGAAUUAAAUUUGGUCCUUUUUUUGUGAAAACUAUGUAGAUGUUGGUGUGCUCUAAUCCAUGGGAGAAUAACAAUUAAGUCUUAGAAGCCAAAGCUAAUGGAUUUAUAUCUAACUAUAACAUAAGUGUGAUGAAAGGUUUGGAGGUAGGAGGAAAAUUAUCUUCUAUGAAGCUUGUGAUACUAUCCAAACCACCUCAAAUGACAUGAACAAGACUAAUGCUCUUAAAUUGUGGCUAAGAUAGUCUCCUAGUCUCCGCUUGAACCAAUAAACCUCAUGUUGCUAUGUUUAAACCCUAUCGAAUGACA